Messenger RNA from Myodes glareolus (Bank vole), 621 nucleotides. RefSeq names its product insulin like 5 (gene Insl5). Lineage: Eukaryota; Metazoa; Chordata; Mammalia; Rodentia; Cricetidae. Gene Ontology annotation, biological process: positive regulation of feeding behavior. Gene Ontology annotation, cellular component: extracellular region. Gene Ontology annotation, molecular function: hormone activity; G protein-coupled receptor binding. The record is from RefSeq and is a predicted model, not a curated record.
AUGAAGGGCCCCACUCUAGCUCUGUUCCUCUUCUCCAUCCUGUUGACUGCUGUGCAGGUGCGAAGCGGGGAGACUGUGAAGCUCUGCGGCCUCGACUACGUGAGAACUGUCGUCUACAUCUGUGCCAGCUCUCGGUGGAGGAGGCACCUGGAGGAGGUACCCCAAACUGAGCAAGCUGAGCUAAGAAGCCACUUCCAGCUCCCAGACAGACAGGAGACAUCCAAGGAAACUCUUGAGCACAACCUUCCCAAGAUGGAUUUCUCAGGCCAGGAGCUUGUUCAAGAUCCACAGGCGCCCGUGGAAAGGCUUUGGCAGUUGAAGAAGUACUCGGUGAUGUCCAAACGAGAUCUGCAAGCUCUAUGCUGCACGGAAGGCUGCUCCAUGACCGAGCUCAGUACACUUUGUUAGGAAAUGCCCAUACCCACGGACGAGCUUCAGCAUGUAUCUAGUUGGCAUCCUACCACUGAGUCCCAGUUUCUAUCAAUACAGCCAUGGUUUAGGGGGUAGAUAAUCCUUUUCUAAAAGGUCUGUCUAUUAUGGCUUAAAGCCAAGAGAUAUCUCUCUUCUCCCUUUGCCAAAGUCAAUCCACUCUUCUUUCUGAGUUCUAAUUUCUGCUUUGAA